AUGGAAGUAACUCGACUAACAUCUCUUCUAUUUGCGCUUCUAUUUGCUAGUACCGCAUCUGCGCUUUGGGGGCUAUCAUAUCCUAUACCUUCGCGUCAGCAACCACUAGACCUUGAACACAAGGAGCACCAAUCCAUGAUGGAUACAAUUAUUCCCGACAUCCUCAAGCCGCAAACAACGGCGCCGGUUGAAGAUUUGAGCGCAAAGUUUGGCGGAGACGGUCCUAUAAUUUCAGACGUCCUUCCCAAGACAAAGGGCAUCAAUAUCUUCGCUCGGUUGACCCGGGACUUUGAGCCCAUCGCCUCUCGUCUCAACGAUGCAUCCAAGAACAUGACGGUGCUGGCGCCUCGCAAUAGUGCAAUCCAAGCUCUUCCACGGAAGCCUUGGGAGAAUCCAGAGGAUUACAGAAAGUUUGGUGAAGUAAACGCAUAUGAAGGUCAAGAUGGCCAAGACCGGGCAAAGCACAAUCUAGAGCGAUUCGUGAAAGCUCAUCUUGUUCCUGCUAGCCCUUGGAGGGUUGGGGAAGAGGUUGAUACCCUUGCGGGGGAGAAGCUGAAGUGGACCAAGGAGGGUGACAAGAUUUUUAUCCAACCGGGCAAUAUUGAAGUUGACUCCGUUGCAGAGAAGGUCUCAAAUGGAGAAGUCUGGAUUCUGAACGAUGUCAUCAAUUAUCGUCAAGAGUGA
Molecule: messenger RNA, 684 nt
Organism: Penicillium antarcticum
Lineage: Eukaryota; Fungi; Ascomycota; Eurotiomycetes; Eurotiales; Aspergillaceae
Exons: 2
Coding region: 1-684 (227 amino acids)
Source: RefSeq, a predicted model, not a curated record